AUGGGCGAGCAGCGUAAUCAACCUGUCGUCGGCGCCGGCGUCCUAGCCAUGCCCCUCGCCCUCUCCCGCAUGGGCAUUGUCCUCGGCGUCUUCGUCAUUCUCUGGUCCGGCCUCACCGCGGGCUUUGGCCUCUAUCUGCAGACGAAAUGCGCGCGAUAUCUCGACCGGGGCGCUUCGUCGUUUUUCGCGCUCAGCCAGAUUACGUACCCGAAUGCCGCCGUGGUGUUUGAUGCCGCGAUCGCGGUUAAGUGCUUUGGGGUCGGCGUGUCGUAUUUGAUUAUUAUUGGGGACCUGAUGCCGGGUGUGGUGCAGGGUUUUGUGGAAGAGGGGGGCUUGGAAGGUGCUGGGUUUGUGUUUGAGCGGCGGUUUUGGGUUACGGGGUUUAUGUGA
Messenger RNA from Bacidia gigantensis, 390 nucleotides. RefSeq lists its product as uncharacterized. Gene Ontology annotation, molecular function: L-lysine transmembrane transporter activity; L-serine transmembrane transporter activity; L-glutamate transmembrane transporter activity. Gene Ontology annotation, biological process: amino acid transmembrane transport. NCBI's taxonomy places the organism in Eukaryota, Fungi, Ascomycota, Lecanoromycetes, Lecanorales, Ramalinaceae. The coding region runs from base 1 to 390 and encodes 129 amino acids. The transcript is spliced from 2 exons. The record is from RefSeq and is a predicted model, not a curated record. Gene Ontology annotation, cellular component: fungal-type vacuole membrane.